Molecule: messenger RNA, 8903 nt
Organism: Nannospalax galili (Upper Galilee mountains blind mole rat)
Lineage: Eukaryota; Metazoa; Chordata; Mammalia; Rodentia; Spalacidae
Gene: Prox1
Product: prospero homeobox 1
Exons: 5
Coding region: 1418-3634 (738 amino acids)
Biological process (GO): regulation of transcription by RNA polymerase II
Cellular component (GO): nucleus
Molecular function (GO): DNA-binding transcription factor activity, RNA polymerase II-specific; RNA polymerase II cis-regulatory region sequence-specific DNA binding
Source: RefSeq, a predicted model, not a curated record
ACAGGACCAGGAACCCAGGCACCUGGAGGGGUUGGGCCUCUCCAGAGGUGGCCCAGGGCCUGGAGGCAGCAGGCGGCCACAUGGCCACUCGGAAUCAGCGCUUACCAACCUGCCCGGGCUGGGCAGGGCGGCGGUGCCCAGAGACUUGGCGUGACUUUGUCCACUGCGCCCCCGCGUGCAAAGGCGUCGCUCACAUUCACCAGCACCCCACUCGCGCGCCGCUGCUGCCUGAGCCUGCCUGCCUUUGUACUGGCAGCAAAGGACAGACUGCUCAGAACCAUUGUGGCUGUGGUGCGUGUGUCGGGGGCUGGGGUGGGUGUGAAUUGUGAACCCCCAGGUAUGAGGGCAGCACCCGUUUGUCCCCGCAGGCGUCCCCCCGCUUAUCUGAGUCUAGCUUUUCCAGUUCUUGAAAAAGAUAAGGCGAAAGCCAAUUGGUGUGGUAUUUUUUCUUUUCUUUUCUUUUUCUUUUUCAAACUGAAAUCACGGCCUCUACGAAUCUUUGACCUCAAAGCCUGGGUGUGGUUGGGGACAGGAGAGUGAUUUCGGGGGGCAAGAGCCCCCCACGCAAGGCACGCACCGGGCCUGGCGGACUCCUGUCUCUCGGCGCGGUCGGGCGGAGUGGCUGGUUAUGUAAGAAACAGCCCUCCCUAGCUCUGCACCAUCUGUUAAUAUCUUGAUAUUGGAAAGUUCGGUGCCUGAGGCAAAGCCAGGGCUGACAGGGAACCGCUCCCAGCCUGCCCCUUACUCCUCCCGGGCAGGGGAAGCCCUCCCUCGCUCUUUGUUCGUUUAUAUCCACGUCCCUAAUAUCCAGUGGUCCUGGACCACCCCCCAUUACCAACAACCCCCUCAUCUCCGUGGGGGUGUGGGGGACGAGUGAUUUUUUUCUUCUUUGAGGUCACCUUGUUGUAAUGAACCUUUUCUAUGAAUUUAUACGUUCAUAGCAAUUCUGUGCCCUUCGAGGUAAAGUGGAGGCUUUUUUUUUCUGGUGGGGACAGAGCUUUUUUUUCUUUUUCUUUUUUUAAAUUACUUUUUCUGCCAGCCCUCUUGACUCCUAACUUCUUUGGAGUGACUCGCUGGUGUUUACUUUGAAAGCUGUUGGUUAAACAAACAUCACUCGGAGGCUUCUAAGCAGUGGGGUUCCCAAGAGAGAAAUGCGGCAGCUGCAGCUUGCCACUGAUCUGGUGGCAUUUCACUUUCUCCCCCACCACUCCGAACAAAUCCAGGUUGGGUUCAGCGACAUGCUGGGCACAGGGGAGGACAGCCAGAGAGAGGCGGACCGUCCCUCCGCCUCUAGGCAACCUGCACAGGCGGGUCUGCUCCGGGUUGCUUUUCCUUGUCUUCCUUCCUCAGGGUCCCGGGAUUCUUGAGCUGUGCCCAGCUGACGAGCUUUUGAAGAUGGCACAAUAACCGUCCAGUGAUGCCUGACCAUGACAGCACAGCCCUCUUAAGCCGGCAGACCAAGAGGAGAAGAGUUGACAUUGGAGUGAAAAGGACAGUAGGGACAGCGUCUGCAUUUUUUGCUAAGGCAAGAGCAACAUUUUUUAGUGCCAUGAAUCCCCAAGGUUCUGAGCAGGAUGUUGAAUAUUCUGUGGUGCAACACGCAGAUGGGGAAAAGUCAAAUGUACUCCGCAAGCUGCUGAAGAGGGCGAACUCGUAUGAAGAUGCUAUGAUGCCUUUUCCAGGAGCAACGAUCAUUUCCCAGCUGUUGAAAAAUAACAUGAACAAAAAUGGUGGCACCGAGCCCAGUUUCCAAGCCAGCGGUCUCUCCAGCACAGGCUCCGAAGCACAUCAGGAGGAUAUAUGCAGCAACUCUUCAAGAGACAGCCCCCCAGAGUGUCUUUCCCCUUUUGGCAGGCCUACUAUGAGCCAGUUUGAUAUGGAUCGCUUGUGUGAUGAGCACCUGAGAGCAAAGCGCGCCCGGGUGGAGAACAUCAUUCGGGGUAUGAGCCAUUCCCCCAGCGUGGCGUUAAGGGGCACUGAAAAUGAAAGAGAGAUGGCCCCGCAGUCUGUGAGUCCCCGAGAAAGUUACCGAGAAAACAAACGCAAGCAGAAGCUUCCCCAGCAGCAGCAGCAGACCUUCCAGCAGCUGGUUUCAGCCCGAAAAGAACAGAAGCGAGAGGAGCGCCGACAGCUGAAGCAGCAGCUGGAAGACAUGCAGAAACAGCUGCGCCAGCUGCAGGAAAAGUUCUACCAGAUCUACGACAGCACCGACUCUGAGAAUGAUGAAGAUGGCAACCUGUCCGAAGACAGCAUGCGCUCGGAGAUCUUGGAUGUGCGGGCCCAGGACUCGGUGGGGCGCUCGGACAACGAGAUGUGUGAGCUGGAUCCAGGACAGUUCAUCGACAGGGCCCGAGCUCUGAUCAGAGAGCAGGAGAUGGCUGAGAACAAGCCGAAGAGAGAGGGUAACAACAAAGAAAGAGACCACGGGCCAAACUCCCUGCAGCCAGAAGGCAAGCAUCUGGCUGAGACCUUGAAACAGGAGCUGAACACGGCCAUGUCCCAAGUAGUGGACACAGUGGUCAAAGUCUUCUCUGCCAAACCCUCCCGCCAGGUUCCUCAGGUCUUCCCACCUCUCCAGAUCCCCCAGGCCAGAUUCGCAGUCAAUGGGGAGAACCACAAUUUCCACACCGCCAACCAGCGCCUGCAGUGCUUUGGCGACGUCAUCAUUCCGAACCCCCUGGACACCUUUGGCAACGUGCAGAUGCCGGGUUCCACAGACCAGACAGAGGCCCUGCCCCUGGUGGUCCGAAAAAACUCAUCUGAGCAAUCUGCCUCCGGCCCGGCCGCUGGUGGCCACCACCAGCCCCUGCACCAAUCGCCUCUGUCUGCCACAGCAGGAUUCACCACCUCCACCUUCCGCCACCCUUUCCCUCUGCCCUUGAUGGCCUACCCAUUUCAGAGUCCGCUAGGUGCUCCCUCUGGCUCCUUCUCGGGAAAAGACAGAGCCUCUCCUGAAUCCUUAGACUUAACUAGGGAUACAACCAGUCUGAGGACCAAGAUGUCAUCCCACCAUCUGAGCCACCACCCCUGUUCACCAGCACACCCUCCCAGCACCGCUGAAGGGCUCUCCUUGUCGCUCAUAAAGUCUGAGUGUGGAGAUCUUCAAGACAUGUCUGAAAUCUCACCGUAUUCGGGAAGUGCAAUGCAGGAAGGACUAUCACCCAAUCACUUGAAAAAAGCAAAGCUCAUGUUCUUUUAUACCCGUUACCCCAGCUCCAACAUGCUGAAGACCUACUUCUCCGACGUGAAGUUCAACAGAUGCAUUACCUCCCAACUCAUCAAGUGGUUCAGCAAUUUCCGUGAGUUUUACUACAUUCAGAUGGAGAAGUACGCUCGUCAAGCCAUCAACGAUGGGGUCACCAGCACAGAAGAGCUGUCCAUCACCAGAGACUGCGAGUUGUACAGAGCUCUCAACAUGCACUACAACAAAGCCAAUGACUUUGAGCAGGUUCCCGAGAGAUUCCUGGAAGUUGCGCAGAUCACAUUACGGGAGUUUUUCAACGCCAUUAUUGCAGGCAAAGAUGUCGAUCCCUCCUGGAAGAAGGCUAUCUACAAAGUCAUCUGCAAGUUGGAUAGUGAGGUGCCCGAGAUUUUCAAAUCCCCAAACUGCCUACAAGAGCUGCUUCAUGAGUAGAGAUCUCAACAACUCCUUAAUGUACAAGUGGUAGCAAUCCCCUUGGAUGUCCGACUUCUAUGUCUGGACUUUGAGCUCUAUUAUAUAUGUGUGUGGAAGGCAUGGAUAUGUUGUGAAGUGAGCUGGAAAUUCCUGCUCAUCCUCUUUCUGUUCCUUUUCUUUUCCAUUUUGAGGGGAUGGGUAUUUUCCUUCUUUACCUUUAGUUUACUUUGCCCAAAGCCCUUAAUAUUCGGAGACUUAAGGUAGGGUUGGUUUUCAGGGAAAAGGAAUGUUGGCCUCUGGAAAGUCUACAUGGGCAAGACCUCUGGUUGGUCGAUCCAUUGAUCGAAAACUUCUUGCAAAUGGCAGUGGGCAGAGGUGAGCCCGUGACACAGCACCGAUCCAUACCCUGUGGUGUGUCCCUUGUUUCUAAGGUUCAGGAGUUCUGAAGGACCCAGUGAAGCCACUUCAUCCACCACCGAAAUCCCUUGUUUGACUUGAGCCAAUAAGUAACUUUUUCUUACAUGUUUAAAAAUAAUGCCAAUGGCAGCCAAAAAUCUCACAUCUCAAAAGUACCCUCGAAGAUCAGAUUUAAAAAGAAAAAUAAUCAUCACCGAGUCUUUCCUAAGAGAAAUGGCCAGUGGCCCCAGAAGCUAGCAAGUUCCAAUGGAGGCAAAACAAUUUUGUACAAAACUGACUCUCAAGGUGGGACUGGAGAUGCAUAUAGGACCUUGUAGCCACUUCUGUAAACUUUAUAACAGGCUCUUCGUAAAAAAUCGUGAGCUCUGAGAGGUCUCCAUAGAGGAAAAACCCUAAACUUUGUUGUUUUCUAUUUAUUUUGCUUCAAAUAUUAAAAAGCACGUACAUUUCAAAUGCACCCUUUGCCGUGCUGUCUUCAUGCACUUAGAAGGACUGCCCGCUCUGCUGAGCACUUUUCUCCCCCACUAAGACACUAAUUUCUGAAUACCAUUAUACAGUAAGGGAUAAAAGAAGUCCCAUUUACCACAGAAUCCUUUCCUACAGAGGGAGCUAGACCUGACCUUCACUUCCUGGGUGACCGGGCUGGUGGGGAAUGGCUCAUUUGCAUAUUCAAUUCCACCCUACCUUGAUGGAGGUGGUAGCCCCUUCACUUUAGGUAUAACAUCUUAAAGCAGCGGAUGAUGUCUCCUCUUCUUCAGAAGUUAAUAUUGACCACAGUGGGAAGGUCAUAUGUCUUACAGGCUAGUCUGGGUUACCCCGGAAGACACAGUUUCAACCCUCCUGAGAAAGCUGUUCUACCCCUUCCUCAAUGGCUGUCUUUUGGCUUUUCUUUCUUUUUUCUUCCAGUUUUUGGCUGAUAGAUCACGUCCCAUGCUUGCAUUUAAAAAAAUGAAUGGCUUUCAGAGUCUUUAGCUGGAUUUUUGUGUGCAGAUGCACAAUGAGUUCACUCUAACAGUGGUUUCCAGGCCCCUCUUUCCCCUUAGGUAAUUUGAUGUACACCCCUAAUAUGACACAGUAAUAAAUCUGGUAUUUAAAAUACACAAAACAUAAAUGCCAUUUUUCCUUAAUUUUUUUAUUUUGUAAAAAUAAACAUUUGACUUUGGAGAACACAGGUCAAUCCAUGUGACUGAGUAGCUGACCUGUCUCUGUAAUUCAACAUCAUGUAUAAAUUCUGCUGAUCGACAGGAAUGUAUGAACACAGUUAUUGUCAGCACAAAGCCUUAAAUCCCGCUGACUUUAAACUAAGCGGUGCCAUCCUGUGAGGCCCUGCAUCUUCUGGGAGACAAACAGGUCCUGGGCGUGGACACAGCGUGAACAAGCUUGGUGUGACGUACCCAUUUACCUCCAUGGCAUUUCCCAGUGCUCAUGCAUCCACACAUGCAUAUGGAAUUAUUAGAAACAAUUUGUUAUUUUUAUGACUAUCUUAAAAAGCAAAAGUCCAUUGAAAUAUAUGUCAACAAACAACAAAAUCAGGAAUCCAAUCAGCACAAACGAAGUAAUCUCAACUCUGGUCACACCCUUGACUCCUGCUUGAAAGAGCAUGACACUUUUUGCUCCUGUCAGUGUUCAGCUGAGUCUCUGCUGUUCCCUGCCAUUCAGAUCACACUGUGCUGCCCUUGGGGAGGUAAAGGCAAAGCUGUAGGGUAAUCACCUGGGUCGACGGAUUGCUAGGUAUCUUCUCAAUGUGGGUGAGUGGUGUUUGAUUCUAGACUUACUUGGAUUUCCAAAUAUCACUUUCCCCUGCCUUUCUAAUUUAAAUAGGCAAAUUGAGCAAAAAAAAAUGUGUGCUUGUAACUGUGUUGAUGCACCCAGCUCCCAAGAAUAUCUUCUCAGUGUUGACUGAGGCUUGAAAACGAUUUCAGAGUAGAAACUGCAGCAUCACAUCAGAUAAACAGUCUUUGUUCUGGAGAUAGAACUGGACCACCUGGCUCUUGGGUGGCUUCCCCUCUCCACUCCCAGGAUCCUGUGCCUCCCAGUGUGUAAGAAAAAUGACAAGAGCCUGUCAUUCAAUAUUCCUAUCAGUUUUUCAAACAACUAAAAAUAUCACUUACCUUUCCAAUCUUAGUUCAACUCUCACCAAGUGAAAAUUGGGCACACAGGAGAAAGUCAGCUUCCCACAGGAGAAGAAAGGACUGAGGGACAGUUCACACAGGAGGAAAAACCUCCAAAGUUCAUGUUGAAAUUCCAUAUGGUCACUUCUUUUCUGCUCACCCUAAAUUAUUUUUGCGUGUACACUUGAGGUGAUAGUCUGUGCCUAGACCUAAGAUGCACCAGCGGGGGGAUUUUUAAAAAAAUCCUUCAAAAUACCAGUUUUUCCCCCACAAGUUCAAUUGUUCUUGUGCCUUCUGUGGCUUUCAAUUUCAUCUUUUUUUGACUUUAUUUCCAAUUCCUACAGCUGCAAUAAACACUAGACUUUUCUUUCCUGGCUGUUUGCAUAACGUUGAUAGCUAUGCACAUUUUGUGUCUUUUUAAAACAAAGCAGGAGAAUACGUUUUUGAAGAAGAGAAUUUUUAGAACAGUUUGAUAUACCGCAAAUUAUUUUUCUCCUCACUUGUUUGAGCAGCGUUCGAGUUUUGGAAAUUCUUGUAGAAGCCAAUUUUUUGUAACUGUGGUGCAACUCUUGUGUUUUCUUAGCCUAAUGAAAGUAGGUAGAAGCAAUAUUUCAUACCAUGUGCUAUGUGCGUGCAGAAGUGUGGACAUGAAAACACACAGGCACACACAUGUAAAAAUAUACAUAUAUAUGCGUGUGAAGUGGAAAGCUUACCUUUUCUUAUCUAGAUUUAAGAGCUUAUUUUAGACAUUUGUUAUGUUUUGUGAAAAGAACGUUCUAUUUGCAACAACACACCGUUUAAUUCUUAUUGUCUGUCUGGCUGUUCAGUGAAGACGUUUCACACUAAAUGGUAAAAUACGUGGAAGAUGUUAGGAUGUAGUAAUUAUUUAAGUAAAUGUUCACCUACAUACUCCCGAAGUUUGCUUUGUGCCUCCGAGUAUUACUUAAUUAAAGUGUUUUAUGUUUGAAGAAUCUUUGUUACUGUAUUAGGGAUAUGGGUGAAUAUCAUUUUAAAAAAUUAAAAAAAAACAACAACAAAACAGAAACACUAAAGCAAGAGGGGACUUUUACAAAGCAAUGUAAAUAUUUAACCUCAUGGCUGUUGUUAUGUAAGACAUGAGAUUUUAAUAGAUAACUACAGCCUCACAGCAUCUCUUAAAUUUAUUAGGAACACUACAGCGACUGUAUAAGCAGUUGAAAGCCUUCUUGAAAAUCCUGCUCUCUACUUUUAAAAGAUAACAGUCUCUUUUUAUCAGAUGUCAAGGGCAAAGGUAACACCGUCUCUCUAAAUUUAUGACAUUUCUUUUUCUGUGUACAUGAAGACUUUUAGUAAGUACCCCUCCCACCCACACACACAACCAUAUACAUGCAAGUUCAUACCGAGUAUUAAAGAGUUUGGGGGAGUUAACAAUAGAAUGCCCCUCCAAACAACCAUAAAUGAAAGAAAAAGUGGUUUACUUUACAGAGUUCCCCAAAAGAAGCUGUGUACAUGUGUGGACGGUGCACAAUCUCUUUGCCAUGUAUAUUAUAGAGUAUUCAUUGGUGUGACUAGUACAGCUGUCUCUUUCUGGUACAUGUGUUUGCAGAUUACAAGCAUUGUUUUCAAAAAGCUCCCCUUAAAAAAUGUAACUGGUUGACACGUGUGAACAGUUACCAAUAUUGCACUUACCUGUUAUGUUGAGGGAAACACAGUUUUGCUUCUGUUGGUCUGCGUUGUAAACCAUCUAUGAAACUAACAUGAAAUUCUCAUCUUCAGAGCUGGAAUCAAAGCUGGAGUUUAACCUUUGCAUCUUCUUAUAAUUAUCCUCCUGAGAAUAUAACAGAAUGUGGAAGCUUCUGGACUUUGAGUCUUCUCACCUGGGCCCUCUCUCAAUCAGACACCCCCUAAUAUACACAAAUGUGAAUGCGACAGGCAAAUAGGCUGGCCUUUGUGGAAAUGGGUUCACUUGGCGGUUUCUCAGGCAUCCACUUCCUCUGAUGAGGGGUACAGCAGUUUAAAAUGGUGUAUUGUCACUUCAAAUUUUGACCUGGAAAAGUAAUUGUAUUUAGAGUUGGUCUCAGCUCCCUUGAAGAGUCAAAGGUCACAGCUUCCCCCAAUUUCCCCAGCCAUUUCUCAUAUGUAUAUAAUAUAAACCGUGGCAAACACUGCCUUUAUGUUAUUUUAGCAAUAUGUUGUAAAUAGCAUUAUGAAGCUCUUUUUUGUAAUAAAGACCCUUUGAUUUGAAUAUAGUACAAUAACUGAACUGAUAAAGUCAAUUUUUGAUUUUUUUUUAGCUAGAGGCAAUUUCAAUUGUGCAUUUUUGUUAUUGUCUGUUGUUCUGAAGACUUUGCAUAAUUUAUUGGUUUAAUUUAUCCUAAUUUAUUUGAUGAAGGUGUACAAUUUUGUAUUGCCAAGGAUGUACUGUAAUAUUAAUUGAUAGGAUGAAAACAGUGAGACUCCCUGUCCAUAUUGAAAAAGAAAAUCAAAAGGUGCCGUAGACAAUUGAUUUCAAAGUAAAAAGUAAAACAGUUUAGUUUGGCAGCUACUAAAUUUUAAAACAAGGAAAAAAACAAGACAGCACUGUCAUGGGGAGGGUGGGGAGGGUUUCCUUUGUGUGUUUUAAGCUUUUCUAUAAUCUCCAAACUUUGAUCUUUUGCUUUGUACCACCUAAAGGGUGCGGUAGUCCGACCGCCUUGUGUGCCUUCCAUCUUCUCUUGAACUGAAUGUAUGUGCAGUAUAUAUGCAAGCUUGCGCAGAAUAAAAUAUACAUUACAAGCUCA